Messenger RNA from Vitis riparia (riverbank grape), 1784 nucleotides. RefSeq names its product WAT1-related protein At3g45870. Bases 411 to 1592 code for a protein of 393 amino acids. NCBI's taxonomy places the organism in Eukaryota, Viridiplantae, Streptophyta, Magnoliopsida, Vitales, Vitaceae. Gene Ontology annotation, cellular component: plasma membrane. Gene Ontology annotation, molecular function: transmembrane transporter activity. The transcript has 7 exons. The record is from RefSeq and is a predicted model, not a curated record.
UGAAAACGGAUCCUGUCCCAUACCAAGAGGAGUUUGAGAGGUCUUUUGGAGAGAGGAAUGGGGGGAACACGAGUUUUGGGUUGUCUGUGUACAAGUAUCUAAACAUGGGUGGUAGGGAGGUAAAGGCCUAAGGGUAGCAUUUAGAAGAGGCUUAGAUGGGCUCUUAAGUCUUUUGUCUUGACUUCAAGGUUAGAGUAGAAACCAAUAGACAGGAAAAUCCAGAUAUCCCCAAACAAGAAGCCAGAUUAAUUUCUUUCCUUUGAGAUCAAGAAUGAUAAGAUAAUAUUACGAUGUAUACAUAGAAACAAAUCCCAACAACCUAUCAUAUAUAUAUAUGCCAUUCUUCUUCUUCUUCUUCUUCUUCUUCUUGUGUUGUAUUUUAUCUAUUGUAUUGCGGCCGUCUUAAUCCAAUGGCGGCAUCCUCAUCAUUAGCAUCAGAAGCAUGGAAGGCGCAUGCGGCCAUGGCGUUGGUCCAACUAUUCAACGGAGGAUAUCAUGUUAUCACCAAAGUCGCUCUUAACGUCGGCAUCAACCAGCUCGUCUUCUGUGUCUUCCGCGACCUCAUUGCGCUUUCUAUUCUGGCCCCCAUCGCCUAUGUCCGCGAAAAAAGGAUUCGACCACCUAUGACUAAGCCUGUUGUCAUGACAUUCUUUGUACUAGGGUUAACUGGGAUAUUUGGGAACCAGCUUCUGUUUCUUAUUGGACUUAGCUACACAAAUCCAACUUAUGCAGCUGCCACACAACCUGCAAUUCCAGUCUUUACAUUUAUAUUGGCUACAAUAAUGGGUACAGAAACAGUUAAUUUACUCAGAACUGAAGGUCAGGUGAAGGUUGGAGGUACACUUGUAUGUGUUUCUGGUGCCAUAUUAAUGGUUCUGUUUCGAGGCCCAGUUUUAAUCGGAUAUUCAGAGUCAGACCCUUCAAUGGAGAAUGAAAUAAUUGCCCGGGGUCAACCAGAGCCUGCUGGAUGGUUAAUGUAUAGCUUUAUGGAGUAUGGGCUAGGACAGUGGCACCUUGGUGUGUUAUGCUUAAUUGGAAACUGUUUAUGCAUGGCAGCUUAUUUAGCCAUUCAGGCUCCACUUUUGAAGAAGUAUCCAGCCAGCCUUUCAGUCACAGCAUAUUCAUACUUUUUUGGUGCUUUAUUUAUGGUAGUGACAGCAUUCGUUAUGACUAAUGAGUCAACAGAUUGGAGUUUGACGAAGUCUGAACUUUUCGCAGUCUGCUAUGCUGGAGUAGUUGCUUCUGCCAUUAACUAUGGGCUCCUGACAUGGUCCAAUAAGAUCUUGGGGCCUUCUUUGGUUGCUCUGUAUAAUCCACUUCAACCUGCGGCUUCUGCCUUCCUGUCAAGAAUUUUCCUUGGAAGCCCUAUUUAUUUGGGAAGCAUUCUUGGGGGAUCUUUAAUUAUUGCUGGUCUCUAUUUGGUCACUUGGGCAUCCUACAGAGAAAGACAAGCUGCAAUGGGGGUUAUCCCUCAUGCUAUCAGGACCUCUGAACCACUCAUUCACAAAGAUGCAUCACUCACCAAGAUUCCAUAUCAGAGGGGACAUAUUUUCUCUGGGCCAUCCACCUCAUUGCCAAAGGGCUUAGAUUGAGCAACAUAUGAUGGGAUGUGAGUGUAAAGUUAUUCCCAUAUUGAUCUGUUCUAAGAUGAAAUACUUUUGAGAUAAGCGCAACUUCAUUUACCAUUUCUUCUCUUUACAUAAGCAUGUCUUUGCAGAAGUUAUUUUCUUCUAUGCUGUGGUUUCACCAUUUACUCUAUACAUCUUUCAAUCAUUCUUCUUUCA